AUGUUCUCUGCAGCCUUCAAGUCAUUCACCUCUAACAUUGCUGCCAAUUAUGAGAUCGCAAAGACGCCCACCGCUACAUCCGGCGCAUGGACCAUCUUUGACGGAAAGAAGAAGAGCACUGGAAUUCUGGUCUCAGUGUUUGUCUUUGACCGCAAAUCAUUAGAUAUAGGCACUUCAAAUGCCUUUGGUGCUCGUACCAGUGCUACGUCGGUCAGGAAGGUUCAGGACGAGAUCGUGGAGCGGCUGAAGAAAGAAGCAAGCAGCUUGGCCAGGCUACGCCAUCCGAGCAUACUCCAGCUCGUGGAGCCUGUGGAAGAUACUCGAAUGGGUGGUUUGAUGUUUGCAACGGAACUCAUCACCGCCUCUCUUGCAGGUUUGCUGGCAGAGAGAGACCAACAAGAGCGUCCUAGCGGUCCUGCAGGCCGACAGCGAAGCCGCUUUGUUAUCGAGGAUGUUGACGGGUCCAGAAGAAGGCGAGAGGUUGAGAUGGAUGAGCUAGAGAUCCAGAAAGGGCUUCUGCAACUUUCCAAAGGCCUGGAGUUCUUGCAUGAAUCAGCCGGUCUCGUACAUGGCAAUCUAACUCCUGAAGCGAUCUAUGUCAAUGCCAAAUCAGACUGGAAAUUAUCAGGAUUAUCCUUUACAGGACCACCGGACGGAGCACAAGGACACCAAUCACUACCGCCCAUAGCACUUUCAGAAGUGCUGUAUCAAGAUCAUCGUCUGCCUCAAUCUGUCCAGCUGAAUCUCGACUACAGCUCUCCAGACUUUGUCCUCGAUAACAACGUUACUACGUCUGCAGAUAUAUUCUCUCUUGGCCUGGUCAUUAUCGCACUCUACAACUCCCCGCAUACUUCACCCUUUCAGACGGGUGGCAAUCAAUCGACAUACAAGAGGUUGUUCAGCAGCGAAUCAACCACGCCUUCGGCCAGAAACGAAUUUCUAUCAUCGAGGCCGUUGCCAAAAGAGCUCAAACAGACCCUACCGCAGGUUUUGGCUAGGAGACCUGCCCAACGUCUUACAGCUCGCGAGUUCCAGCAAUCAGCUUAUUUUGAUAACAUCCUUGUUAACACCAUUCGCUUUCUCGAUGCACUCCCGGCCAAGACUUCUUCUGAAAAGGCGCAGUUCAUGCGUGGGCUGGGCCGGGUCAUGCCGCAGUUUCCCACAAGUGUACUUGGGAAGAAGGUGUUGAUUGCACUUCUGGAAGAAACGAAAGACAGGGAGUUACUUUCGUUGGUGCUACAAAAUAUCUUCCAAAUUAUCAAAACGAUACCUUCAGGAAGGCGAGUCUUUCCAGAAAAGGUAAUGCCGGUGCUUAAGGAAGUUUUUGUGACCAAGUCUUCCACUCAAGACCGGGACACCAAUAGAGAAGCGGGCUUGAUGGUCACAAUCGAGAACAUGGACCUGAUAGUUGAAAAUUGUUCCGGCAAGGAAUUUAAGGAUGAUGUUCUGCCUAUCAUUAACCUUGCAAUGGAAUCCACCACCCACUCGCUGGUGGAUGCCACGCUAAAAUGUCUGCCCUCCAUUCUACCUGUCCUGGAUUUCUCAACUAUCAAAAAUGACCUCUUUCCCUGUGUAGCAUCGGUUUUCAGCAAAACAUCCAGCCUUGGCAUCAAGGUGAGUGGACUCGAAGCUCUACUGACACUGUGUGGAGGUAGUCCAGAAGAGCGGUCUUCUGCUGGUGACGAUCUUUCCGGUAUCUUGCAUGAGGAGAAGAAAGCCAAAGCCUCAACGGGAACUGCAUUGGACAAGUACACUGUCCAGGAAAAGGUCGUACCCUUGAUCAAGGCUAUCAAAACCAAAGAGCCGGGAGUAAUGAUGGCCGCUCUCAAUCUACUACGUCAAAUUGGCAAGGUUGCCGACACCGACUUCUUAGCACUUGAAGUAUUAUCGAUAGUAUGGAGCUUCAGCCUUGGCCCUCUUCUUGAUCUACAACAAUUCAAGUCAUUCAUGGACCUCAUCAAGUCCCUUUCGUCACGGAUUGAACGCGAGCAGACCAGAAAAUUGCAAGAGUUGUCCGCCACCAAUAGGCCCUCGGACGCUCGUUCUAUCAACACGCCAUCAAAGGCAGCGAACGGCUUUAGCGGCUCGAAUACCGCAUCCGCAAACGAUGAUGAUUUCGAGCGGCUUGUGUUAGGAAAGCCGGCUCCAGCGGCUUCUAAGCCGUCAGCCCAAGUCCCGGCCUUUUCCUGGUCCUCUGCCAACCUCCCACCAAAUCCCGCAUCUCGUUCCAUUACGCCCGACACAGCAUUAUCUUCUUUCCCCUCCCUCCAACCCGCAAACAACAACAAUAGAGCACAUCUCGAGCCCACCCCUUCCCCAUGGGCAACACCACAACAGCGCAACAUCUCCAACCCCUCCCUUACCACGACAUCAGUACUGUCAAAUCCACAGAAUCCUCCCUCACGAAUGCCGCUAAACCUUCCUUUCCAACCAACCAACCAACAACCCUCUUCAAUGUACACAAUCCCGCCACCAAACCCCUCUCCAUUCACACCAGCGAUCCCCAAACCGCCACCGCCGAAUCUGAAUCCCAAUCUGGCAACGCCUUCCCUGAACUGGGGCGGAGCUGGAUUGAACCCUCCGAAUAACGCACCACCGCCCUCUGUUCAGGCCCCUGGUCAGAUACGGAACGGUAAUGAGCAGAAAUCAGGUUUGGACAAGUACCAAAGCCUGCUUUAA
This is a messenger RNA of Endocarpon pusillum Z07020, 2679 nucleotides long. RefSeq lists its product as uncharacterized. Gene Ontology annotation, biological process: protein phosphorylation. The transcript has a single exon. Gene Ontology annotation, molecular function: ATP binding; protein kinase activity. NCBI's taxonomy places the organism in Eukaryota, Fungi, Ascomycota, Eurotiomycetes, Verrucariales, Verrucariaceae. The coding region runs from base 1 to 2679 and encodes 892 amino acids. The record is from RefSeq and is a predicted model, not a curated record.